UAAAAACAGAAAUAAAUUGGGACUUUAUAGAAAUUGUUCAUAUUGUUUAAUUAAUUUAAUUAUCAAUGUAUAAAUAAUUGCAUAUAUUUACUUUAACUUUAUUAGUAACUCACUACUUUAUAUAUUUGUUUUAUAUUCCUUAUAAUUAUAAUUUUCCGAAAUAUUCAAGAUAUUUAAUCGGCCUGGAGAGAGUUACUUACUAUUGCUGAUACAAGUAUAUGAGAAGAAACGAUUAUAACUUCGAGAUCAUUUUAUUGCAUGUAUAUAAAAAAAUGUAUCUCAACAUUUUAUAAUGGAAUUUUGGAAUUCAGAAUGGAUUGAUCAGCCAGAAGAUCUCACUGAUUUACAAUAUGUAACAGAAUUACCAUUAGAUGAAGCUCCUCCAGAAAGUCCUACUUGUUCAAGAGGUUCAAAUGAAGGCAUAGAGGGUGAAUGUGAUACCAAAAAUGAAAAAUCUGAAGAAUCUGUUAUAAAAACUAACCCAACAAAUGUAUUUUUAGCUAAGAAAAGACUUCAAGCUUACAGCAAACAAGUAGGAAAAUCUUCUAUUAAAGAAGAUAAAGUAAUUGUUGCAGAAGGAAAGCAUGUGAAACUUCAGGCCAAAAAAACUAAAAAAAAUCUUAACUCCAAUAACAAAGCAAAAACAGUUCAUACAAGCAUUCAAGAAAUAGAAGAGCUUAAAAGGAAAGAAUUGGAAGAUUUUAACCGGCGAAAAGCAGUUGCAACAGCCAUUAGGUCUAUUAGUAUACAUGGAGCACCAUCGCCAGAUCGCAGUUCCACUUUUAAGCGGAGAGACCAAAAACAAAGGAACUACCGAAGAUCAGAUACUUCGAACAGAUAUUCUCCUAGCAUCGAUGUUUCCUCAGAUAGAAGAGGAUCUUAUUCUAGUUCCAGAGAACCAAGAAGUUGGUCAGAAUACAGAAAAUCUUCUUUAACUCCUAGAGAUGAAAAGUUUAAAUCUGUCUCAAAAAAGGACAUUCUCAACUUGAGUUUGCUCGAAAAACUGUAUAAUUUUGAUACGCCAUCUCCUUCAAUUGAGCCGUUGGUAGUCGAAUGUGAAAAUGGUUUAAAGACGGUACCAGUUUGUAAUUUAAAGAUAACAAAGUGUCGACCCCGUUUAGUGUAUAGCAUUAAUUCCGAGAAAAAUAAAGAUAGUUAUAUAUCAAGGGAGCAGUUAUUUCACUUAGUAUCGAGCACGCGCAAACAAGCCAUCAAAGAUGUUAUUAAUAAGCAAUCUAAGCCUCCACCAAAUAAUAAAACGGCGCAGUCGCAGUCGUGGUAUAACAAGAUGUGGAGGAAAUCUUCUAAUCCAGAGUGUAAAAUACUGGAAAAUUCUGUGGGCUUGUCUUUUCUUCAGACUUACUCCGACGAAGAUGACGAUAAUGAAACAGAAGAAAUCGUAAUAUGUAGUAGCAUUAGGCAAAAGCCAAUCACAUCUGUACAUCCUACUGUUUUUUCAAUCCAAAAUGAUGCUGUUUUAGACAAUAAAGAUUUAAAAGUUCAACGUGUAGUACCCGAAGUCAUAGUACAGAAAUCACCUGUAUAUGUACAGAAAUCACCUGUAUAUGUACAGAAAUCACCUGUAUAUGUACAGAAAUCACCUGUAUAUGAUAUGAUUCAAGAUGAUAUCGAAAUGUACACCCCUGAGAUGAGUCAGUCGGAAUCAAUACGUAACCAAUCAGAGGAUGAAACGGGCGUAUUAACACCUGAAAUUUCGUCCUCCUCACAAUUAUUAAAAGUUACACAAGUUGAAGAAAAAACUCCAGAAAAACGUCAAUUAGAUUUGGAACAAUCAGACACAGAAGAAAAAAUAAUAAAACAUAAAAAGAGCACUAAGCGAACACAGGAACAACCAGCCGAUGAAGAAAAUAAAAAGAAUACUAAGCGAAAACUGGACCAACCAGUGGAUGAAGAAAUUCCCAAGCGUAAAAAGAAGAAGAAAGUUAAAAAACACGAUUCUUACGAAGAUAGUGAUAAUUCUCAAGAAAAAAGAAAGAAGAAAAAGCAGAAAAAAGCUAAAAACAAAGAGAAAAUAUCGAAAAAACCGAAAACUAUUAGCAAGAAAUCGAAAAAGAAGGAAAUAUCUGAAGUUAGUGCAAAAAAGAAAAAAGAAAGCAAGAAAGAAAGAAAGAAAAAAAAGAAAGCUCUUAGUGUUAAUGCGAAAUCGCCAGUAAUGGACGAUUUACGAAAGAAGUUAAAAAGAAAAGCUAAGAAAAAAGCAUCGCAAAAAGUAGAAGCACCUUCGAAAUCAAAGUCUUCUGCAAACGUAGAAAUUUCGAAAAAAGUUACACGAAAGGAGAAAUCUAAAAACAAUUAUUCGGAGAGUGAUUCCGAAUCUCAUGUUGAACCUAUCAGAAGCUUAGAAAUAGAAAUUAAAAAGGAAUUUGAUCAGAAUGUACAUCCUGUGCAAGAGAAUACUACACCACCUGACAACAGUAGAAUACCAAGUAUCGUAAUUAAAACCGAACCUGUUGAUGAAUAUUUUAACGAAAAUCAAAGGGUACCAUCACAGAAACCUACUGAAUUCAACGAUAAUUGGGAGAGCGAAGAAGAAGAAACCCAAACGAUAAAACCAAACCUAAAUUCAGGAUGGGAGAGCGACGAGGAAAUCUAUAAAGUAGAAGAUAAAUAUACUGAAACCAGAGAAGAUGAGAAAACUAAAAAUGAUGAUGCCAUUCUAGAUCUGGAAAUACCCUUAAAUAUCAAACCAUUCAUAAAACGGGAUUCACAAAUAUAUAUUCCAAAGAAACCGCUUAUAAAUAUAGAUCCAACUGAUUUGGAGACUGAAAAAGCUAAAGAAAUACCCAACGAAAAUCAAAAUGUUAUUAAUACUCAUGUAGAUUCUACGCCUAAAAAAGGAAGGUGGGACAUAAAAAAAUUAAAUUCUGAAGUUCAAUCUUCAGAACUGAAGACUGAACACUAUCCAUUGAGUCUAAAUGCUUCAAAUAUUUUUGAGAAGGACCCUUCUUCUUUAGUUACUACACAUAAAGUGUUAGAAAACGAAUAUGAAGAGUUUAUGAAGGCUGUGAGUUCGAAAACUACUGAAGCACUUAACGUUCACCGCCUGUCUUCAAUCGAGAUUGACAUAAAUUCAACCAAGGUGCCCGAAACGAACCAAAAUGUUACGGAAGUUAUUCCCCAGCAAACUGUAGUAUCUGCUAAAGAUAUACCCUUCAUACCAAUGCCAGACGAAAAAAAACUACAGUCAACUCUAGAGGCCCGAGCUAAAAUCGACCAGGGAAUAACCUUGAACCUUCCUCCUUCAAAUAGGAUAAAUGUUCUAAUAUCUAAACCAACAAUCACAACUCCGCAAUUAAUCCAAAAUGAAAUUGAGUAUGCUCAAGGUGGAACUCCGAAGAAAAGUCAGUUUAGUUUUACUUCGUUAGUUUUGCCGACCAAGAAGUCACUCAUGGACAAUUCCAACCUAAAACUUGGAGAUUCUGAUGACGAGAAUAAGAAAGAAAUGAAAUCUCUCUUAGAAAGAAGGAAAGAACAUUUAGACCACGGACAGUUUGAUACGUUUAUACAUUCGAUUCGAAAAGACAGUGAGUUUAUAAAUCCUGAAGUCAAAAAAACUGCCGAACCGAUUAGUGAACGUCACCGCAGUCGAUCUAGAAGUCCUUUGAGAUCUAGUCGUAGACAUGAUGAUAAAUCGAAAAAGAGGAGCCCUUCGCCGAGAAGAGACUCUCAUAGACGAAGGGACAGUCCUCCGAGGCGAAGGGAUUAUUCGCCUAAAAAAGAUUAUUCUCCCAGAAGAAGAAAAUCGCCCGAUAGAUAUAGAGAUAAAAGCAGGCAAUCUCCUGGGAGAAAAUAUUCAUCAAGAAGAAGCCACUCUCCCAACUACCGGAAAAGAACACCUUCACCAAGGAGAAGAUCGCCUAGAAGAAGUGUUUCUCCUCGGGACCGAUCGAAUAAAAAAUCGCCUAGAAUCAAGGAGACAUCCGACAGAAUAGAAGCAGAAACGAAACGGCAAACAUCAUCGCCCUUGGAAAGACUAAAAAGGAGCGUUGCCGAUUCUACUAUUUCAGAUGACUCUCUCCUGCCACAACCCAGCGUGGAGGAAUAUACACAAUCACCGAUUCCUCUUUAUUUCGAUCGACUAAAGCAAGCGGAAAUGAGGAAAACACUUUCGGAUAACAACAUUCAGGUAAAACUCGCUAUGAGCAAAGAAGAAUUUAGGCCAAUAAGUACAACUUACGACAAUUUUUAUCAAAACCAAUUCUCCCAAAGUUCCUCGUUUUCUACUCCAGUGAAGUCACAGGCGGCAACUACUAAACUGAACAAUUUCGUCCAGAUUGGAAAUAUGGUUGAAAUCGUUCCUACAGAGAUGGAAAUGAAGACUGAUGUCAUUAGUAAUAUUAGGCCUGAGAUUAAAUCUCAAAUUUUGCAGGUAGGUAAUAUGCUGCAAAUUGUUCCCGCCGAAGAACUGCCCGAUUUACCACCACUUCCUCCUUCUCCGAAAAAGGCAGAAAUUUAUAUUAAACCUUCGCCUCCUGUUCCAACGGAAAAACCAUCUGCGGAAACGAAAAUGAAACAGAAGAUCGAGGAAAGCAGAACGGAGAGGGAGAAGAGAAGAAAAGAAAGGGAGGAGAGGAGGCAAGAGAAAGAAAAUAGAAGAAGAGAAAAGGAGAAGCGGAGGCAGAUUAAAAUGAAGCAAAAAACGGAAAAUAUGAUAAAGAAAGCUCUUCAGCUCGAAGUAGAUAGUCAGGACAUCAAAGAGCCCGGGAUGGGUGAAUUGCCAACACAAUGGCCACCGAUCCAUCUCUCAGGAAGUUCCAAGGAUUCGUUGAAUAAAAGUAUUCUUGUGAGAGGCGUAAGGUCAUCAAGAUCGAGGCGAAAAGUUGUCCAGUUUGCAGACGGAGUUAGACCAGGUGAAGGAACCUCGCCCUCUGCAGGAGAAGAGUUAUCUUCUCUGUCUCCUAAAGUACUGCCAAAGGAAAAACGAUACACCAAAACCAAAAUGCGGUUAAAACAUAAUAAAAAGAAAGUUAAGGUAAAAAUAAUUAAACCGACUGAUCAAAACGAAGAAAACGAUGAAGAUAACUUACCUCCACCGUCUCCGCCACCCGGAUCACCGCCACCUCAUAUAUUUCCUCCUCGUAUUAAGGCACCGCCAAUCGUUAACCACCCGCCUUACGUUUCAAAUGUCGUCAAUCAAAACACUAUGUUUAGGACGCCACCCGUUAAUAUGCUAAUGAUGCCUCAACCUACUUUGGCUGAUUCGCCCUUGCAAGUUCAUUCGUACGCGCAGUACCCCGUGCCGCCUUUGCCGCCAACAAAACCUCCUCCUCUUUUAGCAAAUAUCUUAGGAGCACCAGAUUCUUCCAGUGGAAGUGUUCAUCGUAAUCAUCAUUACAAUUAUUCAUUGUAGAAUAAAUAAUAAUUUAAGAAAUCUAAUAAAUUGUAUAGUAUAUUUAUUGUUUUAAGGCAUCAUAUUUGUGUUUAGAUAAUUUUAUAGUCAAUCCAAUUUUAAAUCGUGUAAAAAAUAAAACAUUUACCAGGUAAAGUGCUUA
Molecule: messenger RNA, 5513 nt
Organism: Diabrotica balteata
Lineage: Eukaryota; Metazoa; Arthropoda; Insecta; Coleoptera; Chrysomelidae
Source: the annotation of a GenBank genome assembly